GUCAAGUAAGACAGAUCCGCUCAGGUGAAUUUUCACAUUAAUUCGUGGGAUAAUAGGAGACGAGUUCUUAACUUAGUUAAUAUAUAUGCGCUCUUUGUUUCUUUUUUUCAUUUGCGUUGUAGUUGCGGUCUAAUGAAAGAUAAAAUAACUAAGUGGGAAGCGUGAGUAAGACGUAGCGAUUAGGCUUAUCAGUUAAUCACCGGAGUUGUAUCCGUUUUCGACCAUUUUCGAUCAUUUUCGAAUUAGGUACUGUUUUGUUCACGUCUUCCUUUAACUGACUUUGUAAUAUUUGGUUAUCUACAUUGACAGCUGAAGUCAUCUUCUUUGGUAUUUCGGAGUCAUUAAUAACCGACGAUGAGAAAUUGACAUAGGAAUUCAAUUACAUCACAGAUCGCAACUUUACUUUUCUUCGUUCGAAAUACCAUACAGGUUUCUGUUGAUAAACUGACUCUUUAUCAGUAGUUUUGUUUGUAAUAUUGUAGAAAAUUAAUAGAAAUGGAUUGUCGGAUUAAGAUAAUAGAGUGACUCAUAAUAAACUUUGCUAUCAUUUCGAUUCAACUUGUGAACUGUGAUUUUAUGGUUGAAAUAAGUUCAUUUUUUGAUGGUGAAGCUUUAUUUGUGUGUUUUAUUCUACGUGAAAAAACAAUUGAAAUAAAAUACAUAUGUAUUAAUUAAGAAAUAAAUUUUCGUAUAUAUUUUGUUUAAGUCGUUAAUAAAUCAAGUGAACACAUACUAGUAUAUUUGAUUCAAAUUACUUAUUCAAAAACGGUAUUUGGAAAAUGGCGGAAAUCUGAAAUGGAAAAAGCGAAGUCGAAAACCUUACAGAGGAAGAUAUUAAAGAGAACACAAAGGAGGUUAAACAGAUUAAUGCGGUUGCUGAUGAGCAAUGCUCGUAUAUCAAAACGAGCCAACAGUGACCAAAAUGACAUGUUAGAGGAGUUUUUGGCGAGGUCACUAGCCAGUAAAAUGUUUACAAAUGGAUUUUCUGUUGGACCUUUCGGAUUAACUACACCGACGCCAGCUGUUAUUACCGUGGAGGAUUCUGGUAUUGGAACAACGCCUACAAACGACAUGGAAGCUUUCGAUACUGACAUGUCAAACAUUUGUAACGAUAUUCGAGGUAGGGAUAGGGCGUGUUGUAAUUCGGCAAGCAGAUGUUUCGACGAUGCAAAAGGAGUUGUGGAAGAACUGGACAAUACACCAGUAGAUUCGUUCAGUCUCAUGUCAGCCUGCAGGAAAGUCAGUGCCGAGUUGAAGAGAGACAAAAUUUGUGUCCAGAGGUCGCUAUCACGUUGCGGAGGCCCUGACAGAGUUAUCUUGCAGAGAAGAUUCGACAACCGUGUAGAUAGACUAUAUAACCAGUUCUACAAACAUUGUAGAAGAGGCACGGAAAAUACAACAUCAUCACCAAUAACAACAAGUACUGGCAAUAUUGGUAACUCGUCAAAAGAAGCUACAACCCCUAAUUCUCAUAAUCCAACAGCUGUCAUUCCAUCAUCAUCAUGGACUAACCCAUUUCCAAAUGUUACUCCCCACGACCACAGUGGACACAACCAUGACCACACUUUAGGCGGCAGUACUAACACUUCCGGUUCCGGUGCCAUAAUUGCUGGUGCAAUAACAGGAGGAAUAGUCCUGGGUCUAGUGCUGCUCGUUGCAGUGAUAUUAUGGUGCAAAAACAGACGAGAUAACAACGGCUCAAAUAGCUCAACAGACAGUGCUGGCAUAUUCUUCCAGAAGCGACCAAACAUGUUCUCAACAGACAGACCGCGAUCAGAGAACAACAACAAACCUCCAGUAACCAGGCAGGAAUCUACAAUAUACGCCGAAAUUGAUGAAGCUAUGGUAAAUCCCGGGUAUAAACCGCCAGUUCCUGGAACAUUGCCUCAUAUGGGUUACCUUAAUCCUGUAAGUGACGGAGAAUCAGGGUCGUAUACACCACCUCCCACAUCUGGCCGAUCGGCCAGUGUGCCAGUUGCUACUACGCGUGGCCAGCUCAGCUACGGACCAAUAUUGGCCGCUAAUGGUGGACCUGGUCAAAAUAAUAACUUAUUUUACGCUUCAACAUCAAUGACUGAUCCAAGUAUUCAUAAUCGCGAAACUCCGAGGAACUUACUUCCAGCAACCGGAAACGGAAGUGGAUCAUCAGACGACUAUUAUUUGACGACGGAUUCCCAUGACUCCUCUCAUGACGACACUUUGGACGAUUAUGAAGAACCUGUCAGUGCUAAUCCUUCAAUACGAUAUACUGACCUGAAGGAUGCGUCACCCCCUGAGCAUAAUGCCCCGGAUGUACCACAAGCAACAAACGUAAACAUUACUCCGACAACAACGCCUAAAAAGAAUGGAGUAAAAGUUCUUCCUUCAAAUCCUUUUGCUCCGUUCGGCUCAACAACGGAGUCACAAUCACCAGGUUCUGACUCAACUCAACCUAUCGCCAAGCCUAGACGUAAGAAGGACCGAAACAUUAAAGAAUCGCCGGAAACAAAUCCUCGCGAGUCGUCUGCUUCUGGCAAACAAGGUGCAAAUGAACUCGUAAGGAGGACAGAUGUUCUAGUUUCCAAUCGAGAUUCGGCAAUGUCUGAUACAAGUACCAAAUCAAGCCAUCAUUAUUUCGUGUUGGAACCAGAUCAUACCCACAUGGAUUAUGAAAACUCUGUCAGUACUCCAAAAUUAGUAUAAAAUCAUAAUUGAUUCCAGGAUUUUAGGUGGAGGAAUCUAGUCAAGCAGGACUGUGACUUUAUUCAUAAAAAUGUAUGCUAAGUGGCGGCGCAUGCAGCUCUUUAAAUAAUACUGCGGGACUUGGUUUUGGAGAAUAAUUAUUUGUAAAUUAUAACAUAAAUGUGAGUAGUUUUUGUUACACUAAGUUGUUUUAUUAUGUAAAUAUGUUUACGCAAAACCCAUUCGCUGGCGAAUGGUCCAUGUACAAAACUUACUAACAAAAUAAUGUGUGUGUGGCUUCUGUCUUACUCAUAUAGAAUGCUUUAUCACUAAAAAUUGCUGCUAUUUUUCAAAAGUCUUAUCACAAGAAUUUUGUACAUUUCUUAUCUAGCAAGGGCGGAUCCAUAUGCUUAAUUUGAGACCCAGUCAUCUCAAAAGAAAUUUUCGUCUCGCUUCGCUCGCAAGACACUACACCGGUAGUGUAAUCAUUGUUGAAGUUGAGGGACCUUGCGAAAAUUUAAUAGCUGCCUUUUUAUCAAAGUGUGUUUUUUCCCCCUUUAAAUCUUAUAGAUUUUUUUCUUACUGUAUAGAUUUAAUGAAUGACAAUUAUUAAUGCACAAACCUGCGUUAAAUUGUCAUAUUUUAGAUAUACUUGCCUAAUAUUUUCUAGUGCUCUCGGACUCAACUGGAAAUUCGGCACCUCUCUUAAAAGGUAAUCCUGGAUCCGCCUGGUCUAGUUGGCACAUUGUAAUUCUAAGCAAAAAAAACACCCUGAAACAUCAAAAUGCUUA
Messenger RNA from Mercenaria mercenaria, 3452 nucleotides. RefSeq lists its product as uncharacterized. Lineage: Eukaryota; Metazoa; Mollusca; Bivalvia; Venerida; Veneridae. The record is from RefSeq and is a predicted model, not a curated record. The coding region runs from base 796 to 2682 and encodes 628 amino acids. The transcript is spliced from 6 exons.